This is a messenger RNA of Parascedosporium putredinis, 1356 nucleotides long. Lineage: Eukaryota; Fungi; Ascomycota; Sordariomycetes; Microascales; Microascaceae. The record is from the annotation of a GenBank genome assembly.
AUGGCGGACCAGGUCGAUGUUAUGGCGCCGCCGGCCACUGGGACCAAGCUGGUUGCCUAUACCCCCAUGUUCCACGCGCGCCUCUUUGCGGAGACUGAAAAAUACCGACAAACGCACUUCCAAGCCUCCAAAGCGACGCCGACGAGUCCUGACCCCACCCCUACCGAGCCCGGCGAGCUUUUCCUCGACGGGAACCCCGCGAUAGAUAGGCCUCUCUUUGUCCAGUUCUGCGCCAAUGACCCGCGCUGGCUCCUAGAAGCGGCCCGCAAAGUCGCGCCCUACUGCGACGCCGUGGACCUGAACCUCGGCUGCCCCCAGGGCAUCGCCCGCAAGGGCCACUACGGCUCGUUUCUCCAGGAGGACCAGGACCUCAUCUUCCGCCUCAUCCGCACGCUGCGCGACGGCCUCGACGUGCCCGUGACGGCCAAGAUCCGCAUCCUCGACACCCGCGAGGCGACGUUGGCCUAUGCGCGCAACGGCCACCUCACCGGCCUAGCCGACUGGGAGGCUAUCCGCUUCCUGCGGGACAACCUGCCGCCCGAGACCGUUCUCUUCGCCAACGGCAACAUUCUGCAGCACGGCGAUCUCGAACGGUGCCUCGAGUUCACCGGCGCCGAUGGCGUCAUGGCCGCCGAAGGGAAUCUGAGCGACCCGGGCCUGUUCGCGGCGCCCCCAACCUCGGCGAGGAAGGGAGGGAGUACUGGCGCGGCAAGGACGGCAGGGGCGGGUGGCGGAAGCGCAAAAGGAAAGAAGAAGGACUACGUGCCCAACGGCAACUACGCCGCCAUGCAGCCGCACACCUUCCACCUGCUCCGCCACCUUGUGACCGCGCACACCGACGUGCGGGAUAUGUUGGCCCGCAGCACAAAGGGAGACUUGGACGCCUACGAGCGCGUCUUAGCCCUCGUCGAGGUCAAGGUCGCCAGGGGCCUCCUUGACUAUGAGGAGAAGAAGAACGCGGCGGACGCUGACAUGGUCACCUCGGCAACAGACAUAAGAGAAGCGGUGCCAGAAAAGGGCCGUCAAGGAGAAGAGGACAAGGAGGGUGCGGCAAAGGGAGAGGAGUCCGCUCCGGGAGGCUUAGAUGGGGAGCUCAAGGCCGACAGCUCAGCCGGCGCCAUGAAGCGGUGCGCGCGGCCGUGGUGGGUCGCCCAGCCCAUCAUCCGGCCGCUGCCCCUGGAGGCCCUGGCCAAGGGGAGCAUCACCUUGAGCAAGAAGACGAUGGCGGCCAUGGGCAUCGAGGGGGACGUCGCGGAUGCUAUCGAAAAGAAGGCGGCGGCGACAGCUGAAAAGGGUGCUGCGGUUGCGGAGGAGACGGGACAGCCGACUUCGCCGCUCAAGGGGGUUGCUGGGUGA